Penicillium odoratum is the source of this 327-nucleotide messenger RNA. RefSeq lists its product as uncharacterized. Bases 1 to 327 code for a protein of 108 amino acids. The transcript has a single exon. The record is from RefSeq and is a predicted model, not a curated record. Lineage: Eukaryota; Fungi; Ascomycota; Eurotiomycetes; Eurotiales; Aspergillaceae.
AUGUCGCGAACGAUUCCUUUCCAAAGUUGGAUGUCCCUAGGUACGGGGUACCAGUCCCUGCCCGAGCUUCCGGCCCUCCAGAAUGCAGUAGAUAUCACUGUUACCGAGGGUAAGCCAGGUCAGAGGGUUAUAUUCGAGCAUUUCAUAUGUCGCAGCAUGAGCCAAUUGGCGACUGCCUUGGAUAUAUCCGCAUUACUUGCUAUCAACAUCAAGCUCAGUGGAGCAAGCGUGUUAGGCGCUGGUGACUUCAUCAAAAAUAGGGAGGUGAGGAAGGAGCCUGUGGAAACAUUUUUAGAACAAUUUGAAAGAAUUAUUGCUGCUGACUAA